Leptopilina heterotoma is the source of this 798-nucleotide messenger RNA. RefSeq names its product protein psiN-like. The coding region runs from base 118 to 750 and encodes 210 amino acids. The record is from RefSeq and is a predicted model, not a curated record. The transcript is spliced from 8 exons. NCBI's taxonomy places the organism in Eukaryota, Metazoa, Arthropoda, Insecta, Hymenoptera, Figitidae. Gene Ontology annotation, molecular function: ion channel inhibitor activity. Gene Ontology annotation, cellular component: extracellular region.
AUGAAAUUGAGCUAAUUUCCUGUGUGACUAUAUAAAUUGGGAUGAAUUUUUGAUGGGCAUCAUUUUUGAGUUCGAUUCUAAAGAAGAUCAACGGACUUUAAUAAUUAUUAAAAAAAGAUGAAAACUGAAAUUUUUUUUGUAGUUUUUUGUGCUGGAUUCUUUUUCUUGGACGUUAAUGGUCAGCAAUGUGUAAACGAAAAUGGACAGUGUCGUAACGAUACUCAAUGCUGUCAGAAUUUAAGAUGCAAUCGGGAGAGAUGUGAAAGAAGAGAAGCUGAAUGUGUACGAGAGGGUCAAACAUGUCGCAAUGAUAGAGAAUGCUGUCAAAAUCUUCAAUGCAAUAGGGAUAGAUGUGAAAGAAGAGACGGUGAAGAUUGUCGCCAAGUGGGGCAAAGAUGUCAAGAGAGUCGCGAUUGCUGUACAGGUCUUCAAUGCAACGAAAGAGACAGAGUUUGCGAAAGACGCAGAGAAGAUUGUGGAAGAGAAGGUCAACAAUGUCGAGGAGACGGAGAAUGUUGUGAAAAUCUUCGAUGUAAUAGAGAAAGAUGUACAGAUUGUCAAGGAGAAGGAGACAGUUGCAGAAAUAGAAAUUGUUGCAAUGGCUUAAGAUGCCAAAAUGAUCGUUGCUCUCGUGAAAGAUGCCGCGGAGUAGGUCAAAGGUGCGAAGAGAACAGACAGUGUUGUGUUUUCUUAAGAUGCGAUCGUCGCCAAGGAACAUGUAAUUUUAGUCUUUUUGGAACAAAUAACUAAUUAAUAUUCCUUACUUAAUUGAAUUAUUUGAAAAUUUUUUGAAUAAAA